This is a messenger RNA of Oxyura jamaicensis (ruddy duck), 1922 nucleotides long. It is a transcript of the gene AMN, whose product is annotated as amnion associated transmembrane protein. Gene Ontology annotation, cellular component: endocytic vesicle; apical plasma membrane. The coding region runs from base 219 to 1835 and encodes 538 amino acids. The transcript is spliced from 13 exons. Lineage: Eukaryota; Metazoa; Chordata; Aves; Anseriformes; Anatidae. Gene Ontology annotation, biological process: receptor-mediated endocytosis; intracellular protein localization. The record is from RefSeq and is a predicted model, not a curated record.
AAGUACAAUUACAAGUUGUUGCUGGAAGCUGCUCUCUUCCAAGGGAGCGAAUUGAAAAUACACGGAGACCAUUAUGGUAAUGAUGGGGUUCUGCGGGGGGGGGGGGGAACUGGAAGUGAGUUUGGGGUGAGUUUGCUCACAAACCCCCUCCAGAAGCCACCACCGCUGCUCUCGCCUCCUUGCCUCGCUCCCCAGCAGCUCUUCCAGGCUCCCUGGGGAUGCCAAGAAAACACCUGGGAGAGGAGCUGAGAGCAAACUGGCUCCUGGGGCUGGCCGAGGCUGUGGUCAGUGCUGGGGGAAGGCUGCAUCCUGCACCGCUGCGCUCCUGCGGGCUGAGCCCAUCACGUGCCUGGGACGGUCCAAGGUCCGGCCAGGCAGGGCUGUGGAGGCGAGCACCAGCAGCCUGCAGUGACAUGGGGAGCCUGGUUUUCCUCCUCGGUAUGCUGCAGCUCCUUGCUGCUGCCAUGGCUGCGUACAAGCAGUGGAUUCCCAACACCAAUUUUGAAACCGCGUCCAACUGGGAUAAAGAGCGGGUCCCGUGUGCCAGCGAUGUGAUUCAUUUUGAGAAGGACAAGGUGCUCUCGGUCUUCGUCGGGUCUCCCCACGCGGUGACGGACAUGUUCCUCCCCCUGAAUGGAGAGCUCCUCCUGGCACCUGGCGCCGGAUUCGCGGCUUUCGACGGCAGCUGGGACGCGGGAUGUGGCUCAGGCACGGUGCUGAGGUUCGCCGACGCUGAGCAGCGCUCCUGGUUCAACCCCGCGCUGUGGCAGGAUGUGUCCCCUGCUGGGGACCAGGAGCCAGCUGGGCGCAUCUUCUCCGUGGACGAGGAGCGAGUCCCGUGCCAGUACGACGAUGUUAUCUUCCAGCCCGAAACCUCCUUCCGUGUGAACCUCGACUCAUCGCAGCAAGUGAUCCGUCUCCGGAGCAUCUCGCUCAUGGGACAGGAGCUGAGCAGUGCUGAGGCUUGGGCCGAGUACCUGGGGGGCCCCUCGGCCCUGCGGCAGUUCCACGGCAAUGGCACCCUGCAGGUGACAGGCGCCCGCUGUCCCCACAGCUCUGGCUGUGCCUGCGGGAACACCCAGGACGGACACCGCAUCUGCGCGUCCCUGCUCGGGGCAGGGGGGUGCCCGGCGCUGCCCUGCCAGAGCCCCCUGCGGCCCCUCGGCCACUGCUGCGGGGUCUGCGGAGCUGUUGUCACCCUGGAUUUCACACCCGAUUUUGACCUGCAGAAGUACCAGGACAGAGUGCUGCGAGCCUGGCUCAGCCUGCCCAAGUACGAAGGCGUUCAGAUGGCCAUCUCCAAGGUGCACAGAGCUCAGACCUUCCUGGGACUCCUCCCACGGGGCUCCACGCCCGUCAUCCAAAUCGUGCUGGUCGAUGGCGGGGCCGGAGAGCAGGCUGGCACCGCGGCACAGCAGCUGGCUGCAGACCUCGUGGGCGACGUAGCACAGCACGGUGAAGCACUUGGCAUUUCAAGCAGCAGAAUGGAGGUGGCCACCGGCAGCACCCUCAGUGGGCAAGCAGGAAGCCGCGCAGCGAGGAGAAUUGCAGUGGGGACGGUCCUGGGGCUGCUCUCCAGUCUCCUGGUGCUGGGAGGGGUCCUCUUUCUCUACCGAAAGAGGCCGUGUCCCCUGCGCCUCACCCGCCUCCGGGACCAAGCAGAGGACCCGGCCCCCCCUGAGCCAGCGAGUGACAAAGGCUUCGACAACCCCAUGUUCGACGUGGAACCGCUGGACACCGGCUCCGUGGAGGAGGCACCGCAGGAGCUGGCUCCCAAAGCCCAGCCCAUGUUCUACCUCAACCCCCUGUACGACCCAAGUGAGACCGAGACUUGACGGCGAGGCCUGGUGCCCAGGCAGCCAGGAGGGCAGCCACAAGCAGCAGAGCCCAGAUGAAUAAAACCAGCCGUGUGGUGAAGGAAA